AUAAUGUAUUAAGAGUCAGUUUCACAUUGAUUUCACUUAUGUUCGUAGUGAACGGUUGGGAUCACGUUUUUGCACAAGACGCAUCUUCAAUAAUACCCUUGAACCAUUAUGACCAGAAGAGUUAUUUUUUGGCCGUCCAUGCUAAGGCAACUUUUAUGCAGGCCAUGCAAUUUUGUGAAAAUUUGCACAUGAAACUAUUGAGUGUCAGAUCAGCAGAAGAAAAUGAGAAAAUACAUAGCUAUAUACGAAACACUAAUCGAGGCACCCAAUAUUGGACAUCAGGAUCUAAAUUAUUAGAUGGAAAAAACUGGAUAUGGAUGUCAUAUGGAGUUUCUGUUGACUAUACACAUUGGGCACCAAAUUUGUCAUAUGAUGAACAAGCCUUAUGCCUACAAUUGGAUAGUGAGGAUGAAUCAGUUUACUGGAAACAUGCACAUUGUGGCAUAGCACUAUUUUUCAUUUGUGAGAGAUUCAAAGGCGAAGGGGCUAACUAUGAUACAAAUGAAAUGAUAAGUCCUCAAGCACAAAUCACAAGUGAGUGGGGUUUUAAUAUUCAUUCCUUGAAAUGGAGCAAAAUACUAUGA
Molecule: messenger RNA, 584 nt
Organism: Leptinotarsa decemlineata (Colorado potato beetle)
Lineage: Eukaryota; Metazoa; Arthropoda; Insecta; Coleoptera; Chrysomelidae
Product: macrophage mannose receptor 1
Source: RefSeq, a predicted model, not a curated record